GAAGACGGUCUUUUAUGUCGACCCUUCUGCCUGUGUACCUACCCUGGGCCCUGGGUGCCCAGGCUGCCCAAAUCUUCCCACCCAGGCUCAAAGAGAGCGCGGCCAAGCUCAUAGCCACUCUCCCCCCCUCCUUUGAAGCUGGUUCAGCUGAAAUGUUCCAGGCCGGCCGUCAGCUCCUUUAUGCGGACUUCUUCUCUUUUCGUCAAGCGCCUUUGCCACUUUUCUGGCUUAUUUCUCGCUCAAUGGCCCUCUCGUGCUUGCAGAAGCCAUGAUCUUUUGAUUUUUGUGUUCAUUGACUCACACAUCAUCCACACAUUUCAUGCCAUUUUUUGCGAGAAAUCCACCAUGGCCUAGAGCAGCCUGCACGAGUCGACAUCUACGGGCGUCACAUCCACCAUCUAACCAUACCGACAUUGUAGGUACCGGACCUCACCCCUGCCGCGCCCGCAAAAGUACGUGACUCUUGGUCCUAGAGCACCUUUCCAUUCAUAAAAAGCCACAGUCAACUGCGCACCCGCAACUUGUGGCUCUCAAGUCCAACUACAGGAUGGAUAGUGCCUUUGCGGGCCCGCAUAGGCGAAAUCGGGGUUUCCUCGGCGCGGAUAGUUCGGCCUUGAGCCCACAGGACCGCCAGGAUCGUCGCCAACUUCGCUAUCAGCUUGAUCUGAACUCAUUCAAUGCUAGGAUUUUCAUAAUUACGGCAUCUGGCUUUUUGACUGACAGCUACAACCUUUUCGCCACAAAUGUCAUUCUUACCUCAAUCAACUUCGUUUACUUUCCGCACACCAAUACCCCUAUAGGGCUCAUCAUAAAUCUCUUCACCCUACUGGGCUCAGUCAUCGGCCAGCUGCUCUUUGGCUUCCUCGCAGACUAUUACGGCCGCGCGAAACUGUAUGGGAUAGAGCUCGUCCUUGUCAUCGUGUCUACGAUAGGAGUAGCCACUAGCAGCCAUGGGUAUAGUGAUAAUAGCGUCGGACCGGACAUGUCAUUUCUGGCAUUGUUCACCUGGUGGAGAUUUGUUAUGGGCGUUGGCAUUGGAGCCGAGUAUCCACUGAGCUCGGUCAUAACCUCUGAGUGGUCCAGUACACAGUCAAGAACACUUAUGCUAUCCUCCGUCUUCUUGAUGCAGCCUAUAGGUCAGGCAUUGGCUCAGCUGGUAGGUCUUUUUGUGCUACUCGGCUGGAACAAUGUCAAGCAUCUGGAUUCGAGGCAAUGCGGUCUGGACAGUCUUCACGAAGCAGAAUGCAAGAAAGCUAUUGAUGGCGUCUGGCGCAUCGUCAUCGGCUCCGGGGCGGCACCUGCUCUCCUGGCCAUUAUAUUCCGAUUCUUCCUCUACGACUGCGGCUUGUUCACUUUGGAAGUGAAGGGCAAAACCGAAGCGGCCUUCAGAGACACACAGAAGAUAUACGGCUCUCAAUCCCAGUGGCCCAGUUCUUCGGCCGCCAACGGAGCCACGCUGGCCGCGACACAACCCUUUCGAGGCGUGGUCCGCCCCUCUGCAGUUGGGACCGUGCCACAGAUAGAGCAAGCAACACCUGUACAGUUUUCGCUCGAAGACCUUCGUAAAUUCUUCAUCCGUGACGGGAACUGGAUCUACCUUAUUGGCACAUCGGCGACGUGGUUCUUUCUUGACGUCAGCUUUUACGGUUUCUCCCUUGAUAACCGCGGGACGCUCGCCAGCCUCUGGGCCACAUCCCAAACGGUCCCGAUUGACGAGAAUCUCGAGUGCUGGAAUUCAUCAUCCGUCGUCCGCAGUUGGUCUAAAGCCGAAAAUGGGACCCUGCCUACAUGGCAAACGGACGUAACACAUCCAUGCCAUACGAUAUACGAUGUCCUAUUCGAUCAGUCCAAGCAAUAUCUAGCCUCAGUGUCGAUCGCCUCGAUCGUCGGUUCUGCUUGUUUUGUCGUUCUGUGCAACAAGUUCCACCGCCGGAGGAUGUUGACCGUGUCAUUCCUGGCCUUGGCUCUGUUGUUUCUGAUUACAGGCGGCGUCUAUAUGAGAGUGAAAGCAUCGCCAUCCGCAUACGGCACUGUGGUCAUGGUUGCAAUAUGUCAUUUUGCCUUCAACUUUGGUGCCAACACCUUAACUUUCAUCAUCCCCGCCGAAAUCUUUCCCACCGCUUACCGCAGUACCUGUCAUGGAAUCUCGGCCGCCGCUGGAAAGCUAGGCUCAAUUUUGGCAGUGGUGAUUGUGCACGUAGUCAAGGAGAACUUCGAUGGGCCAAACCGACAAGGCGCGCUGUUCAUGCUCUUUGCCACAUUCAUGUUUUUUGGGGCCCUCUGCAGCUGGGCAUAUCUGCCUGAUGUUCAGAGGAAGAUUGUAGACGGCGGGAAGGUUAGGUGGGCGAACAUGACUCUUGAAGAGCUAGGCGAGGGUAGGGAGAAGGCUAGGCGGGAGGGUCAGGUCAUAACCAUCAAAGAGAAGAUGGGGGAGAUAAAAGCUAAGAGGUUGCGGAGGAAGAGUAGAAGGCGGGGAGAAUCGAGGGACGAAGAGGGUGCUUGAAGAUGGCGCCUGAGUGCUGUGGGAUGGUCGCUUGCUCUUUGCGGAACUUGGCUUCUAUAUUAGCCAGCUACUGCAUAUGCAUACCUCGCCUUGUGGGUCGAAUAUCACAAGGUUUGGACCAUAAUGGGAUUUAUGGGUUAUACCACGUAUAAGUUCCGAGCCGCAAGUCCAGCAGUCCUUUCAGGGUGUCAAGGAGAGGCAUCCUUGUCUUGUACGCAU
Molecule: messenger RNA, 2722 nt
Organism: Pyricularia oryzae 70-15
Lineage: Eukaryota; Fungi; Ascomycota; Sordariomycetes; Magnaporthales; Pyriculariaceae
Exons: 8
Coding region: 548-2503 (651 amino acids)
Biological process (GO): transmembrane transport
Cellular component (GO): membrane
Molecular function (GO): transmembrane transporter activity
Source: RefSeq, a predicted model, not a curated record